Molecule: messenger RNA, 2987 nt
Organism: Diospyros lotus (date-plum)
Lineage: Eukaryota; Viridiplantae; Streptophyta; Magnoliopsida; Ericales; Ebenaceae
Product: protein bfr2-like
Exons: 2
Coding region: 1275-1874 (199 amino acids)
Molecular function (GO): protein dimerization activity
Source: RefSeq, a predicted model, not a curated record
CAUGAAGAGGCGUGGGCCAAAUAUGGAUGUUCCAUUUUGUCAGAUGGCUGGAAAGACAAGAGGGAAAGGACAUUGAUUAACUUUUUAGUCAAUUCUCCUAAAGGAAGUAUGUUCUUGGAGUCUGUUGAUGGUUCUAGCUAUUCAAAGACUGGGGAAAAGAUGUUUCAAUUAUUAAGUAAAUGUGUGGAAAAGAUUAGAGUAAGAAAUGUGGUGCAAGUGGUCACCGAUAGUGCUUCAAACAAUGUUUUAGCAGGUAUGAAAUUCAUUUUUGUAAUUUGUAUUAUGUUUAUAAAUAGAACAAUUUGAAUAUUCAUUAGAUAUUUAUUAAGUACUAAUAUCUUGUUAAUUUCACUCUAAAUAAUAACAGGAAGAUUUUUGGAGACAAAAUAUCCUACGUUGUUUUGGACACCAUGUGCAGCGCACUGUUUGGAUUUAAUGUUGGAAGAUAUUUUCAAGUUACCUAAUAUGAAGAAGACAUUUGAGAGAGCUGUUAUGGUGAAUAGCUAUAUCUAUACUCGUUCGGGUCUAGUAAACAUGCUUAGAAGGUUUACUGACAAGAAAGAGUUGUUGAGGCCUGCAAAAACACGGUUUGCAACUGCCUUUAUCACUUUGGGCAGGAUGCAUAGUCUGAAAAGCAACCUUAGAAGGAUGUUUACCUCCGAGGAGUGGAUGACAAGCAAGUGGGUAAAAGAAGCGGGGGCUAAAAAGGUUGUAGAAGUGAUUUUGAUGCCUUCAUUUUGGAACAAUGUUGUAUUUGCUUUAAAGGUGGCUGGUCCAUUGGUGCGUGUAUUGCGCUUAGUGGAUGGUGAGAAGAAGCCUGCUAUGGGAUACAUAUAUGAGGCCAUGGAUAGGGCCAAAGAAGCGAUUGCUAACUCUUUUAAUGGGGAUGAAAAGAAGUAUGCACCCAUUUUUCAGAUUAUUGAUAAUCGAUGGGAUGUUCAGCUUCAUCGCCCCUUGCACGCAGCUGGUUGGUACUUGAACCCAGAAUAUUUCUACAAGGCUGAACGUAUAGAUCCAGAGAUCAUGACUGGCUUAUAUGAAUGCAUUAGAAAGUUAAAUCCAGAUAUAAAGGUUCAAGACCAAAUUGAUGCUGAGCUUUCGAUGUAUAACAAUGCAGAUGGGUUCUUUAGAAACUAUAUGGCUAUUAGAAAGAGAGCUGAGAAAUCACUAGGUACACAUAUAUAUAUUACAUUAUAUAUAUAAUCAUUCUAGAUAAUAGAUAAUAACUAACCCAUGAAUUUUAUUGGACAGCUGAAUGGUGGGCUUCAUAUGGAAUGUCAACACCCACGUUGCAAAAAUUUGCAAUUAAAAUUCUUAGCUUGACUUGUAGUUCAUCUGGGUGUGAACGUAAUUGGAGUGUGUUUGAAAAUCUUCAUACUAAACGGAGAAACAGGCUUGAUCAACUUCGUUUAAACGACUUGGUGUUUGUGAAAUACAAUAGAGCAUUGAGGCGUCGAUAUCAAAUGCGUGAUACCAUUGACCCUAUCAUAUUGACCGACAUUGAUGAAAGCAAUGAAUGGUUGACUGGAAAACUUGAUGAGGAGAAUGAUAAAGAUGAUGAAACUGUUUUUCCAGAUGACAUUGGGGAUGGGUUGACAUGGAGUAAUGUUGCUGCGGCUGCAGGAGUUGGAGAGCCUAGUUAUCAAUUUAGAACUAAACAAACUCGAUCACAAUUGGGAUCAACUUCGGUUUCGACUUCAAAGCGGCGAGUAACUCAAGAGAUUGAAGAGGAGGAAAGUGAGGCAGGGACCGAAGAUGAUGAAGACUUGGAAGAGGGCGAAGAAUUGAGAGAUGAAGAAGAAGAUGAAGGGGUGAUUGAAGGGGAUGAUGAAGAUAUUGACCUUGAUGUUGAUGAUCUCCUUGAUGAUGAUUGAUUAAAAAAAAAUUUUAUAUUGAUUGUGGACUUGUAGUGUUUAUGUGUUUGUUUAGAACUUUGCAUUAUAAUUGGUACUUGGUAAAGUUUAAGACUUUAAGUUUGAACUUUGAUGAUGUUUCUAGUUUAGAAUUUGCAUGAUGAAUGAAUUAACUUUGAUGUUGUUAGUUUAUAGAAUUUGAAGAUAAUGAAUCAUGAAUGAUAUGAAUGUGUUAUUAUUGAUAAUUUGAUAGUUGUUUAUGAUUUUACAAGAUUUUGAGUUUUUUUCCUAAAAGGUGCGCCUCGCUUCGCAAAGGCGCGCCUCGCCUCGUGCGCCUCGCGCCUCAGGCUCCAUGACCUUUUGCGCCUCGCGCCUUUCAGAACUAUGUUCAUAUCUCAACGCAAGUAUGUUCUUGACCUUUUGAGGGACAUAGGGAAAAUGGCUUGCAAACCAAGUAGCAUCCCGAUUGAUCCAAUAGGGUUCAGUUUAGAAUAUAAUGGAAAUAAGACUUCUUAUGUCUUUGUAUUAGUAUAGUUGUUAGUUUCUGUAAAGGGCAGAUUUGUCUGUUAGGAAAUGUUUUUUAUUCUUAUGUUUUAUGUGUUUAGAAUAUAACGGAAAUAUCUCUUAGGUUAUUUCCGAUUAAGCCUUGUAUUUCCUUUUAUUGCAUUUCAGUCCUUAAGUUGUAACCGCCUCUAUCUUUUAUAAAUAGUGGCGGAUAGGUUCUGUUGAGGGUAUAAGAGAAUCCUUCUAUUGUAUUCGCACAUACGAGUUAGAGAAUUGAGAGAGAGCUAGUGCUUGGUCCUUGUUUUCUUGAGAGAGGCUAUUGAUUAUUAGCCUAAGUGUGUGCGAGGAAGAGAUCAGAGAGGAAGAGCUGUAUUCUUGUUUCUUUGAUAGUGGAUUCUGUCGGCAUCAUCUGGCAGUCUGGAUGUAGGGCAACUUCUUGCCCGAACCAAGAUAAGUCUUCUUGUUCUUCACUGUUGUUGCUUGUUAUUCUGAUCUGUUUUACAUUUCUUUUGUUUCUAUCUCUAUCGGGUAAGUAUUUGGGUGUGAGAGAGUGUUUAAUUGUGUGAGGAAUCAAAUCCAAGACUCAACAGAUGUAAUUAGCUAUUAUUUAAGCCUUAAUUUUAGCCUUAA